AUGGAUAUUCAAAUGAUUCAAGAAAUUGAACUCCAAAAUCAAAAUUGGCGAAAGGCUUAUCGUGCUGUACUUAAUGAUUAUUCAGAUGUUGAAUGUCGACAGAAAAAUCGUUUACCGUCACGUAAAAUAUCUGAGAUUGUUAACACUCUACAGCAUGAUCUGUCUUCAACAACUGGCCAAAACAAUUCCAUUUUACCAGAAACUAAAGUACUUGUAUCUUUAAGGUUUCUAGUAACAGGAAGCUUUCAAAAUCCAAUAGGCGACACUUCUGAGAUUAGCCAGGCUAGCACUAAUCGAAUAAUCCAUCAGUUUUGUGAGUCCUUUAUGCAACACUACAUUACCUUGUCAUGGUACAGUAGUCAAGAGGAAAUAACUAAAGUGAAACAAUGUUAUUUUGAGGCUUUUGGAGUAAAGGGUCGUUUGGGACUAAUUGAUGGUACUAUGGUGCCCAUCAAAGGAGUCACUGUGGCUGAUGAACCAGCUUUUAUUUGCAGAAAAGGCUAUUCAGCUAUAAAUUGCCAAUUUGUUGUCGAUUAUGAUGGACAGUUCAGAAAUGUAGUAACUAAAUAUCCAGGAUCAUGUCAUGAUGCUUUUGUUUAUUCAAAUUCUACUUUAAAACAAACGAUGGAAGCUGAUCCAGUUGCGGGUUUUCUUAUUGGUGAUUCGGGAUACGGGUUAUCGCUAGUUAUGAUUACACCAUUUAGUCCUGCAAUAACCCCUGAAGAAAUGUUUUUCAACAAAACCCACUCAAGGGUUCGAAGUAGAAUAGAACGUUGUAUUAGCAGUCUCAAAAACAGGUGGAGAUGUCUACAUAAAAGUGGC
This is a messenger RNA of Hydra vulgaris (swiftwater hydra), 822 nucleotides long. Its product is annotated as putative nuclease HARBI1. NCBI's taxonomy places the organism in Eukaryota, Metazoa, Cnidaria, Hydrozoa, Anthoathecata, Hydridae. The record is from RefSeq and is a predicted model, not a curated record.